Molecule: messenger RNA, 984 nt
Organism: Ipomoea nil (Japanese morning glory)
Lineage: Eukaryota; Viridiplantae; Streptophyta; Magnoliopsida; Solanales; Convolvulaceae
Product: glutathione S-transferase PARB-like
Exons: 3
Coding region: 38-682 (214 amino acids)
Cellular component (GO): cytoplasm
Molecular function (GO): glutathione transferase activity; glutathione binding
Source: RefSeq, a predicted model, not a curated record
UAUCCUAUAAUCUAUCAUAGUUAGCCAGCAUAUAUUCAUGGCAAUCAAGGUCCACGGGAAUAAGAUGUCAACGGCAACGAUGAGGGUCGUUGCUUGUCUCAUGGAAAAGGGUCUGGAUUUUCAGUUUGUUGACAUUGAUAUGGGAGCUGACCACCACAAGCAGGAACCUUUCCUCUCCCUUAAUCCAUUUGGCCAAGUUCCAGCUUUUGAAGAUGGUGACUUGGAGCUUUUUGAGUCAAGGGCAAUCACUCAGUAUAUUGCAUAUACUUGUGCCAACAAGGGGAACCAUCUAGUAUGUGAGGAUCCAAAGAAGAUGGCCACCGCAUCAGUGUGGAUGGAGGUGGAGAACCACCACUUCGACCCGGCGGCUUCCGCGUUGACGUGGGAGCUUGGCAUAAAGCCAGUGAUUGGCAUGGCUACUGAUGAGACUAUAGUGGAACAAAACAAGGAAAGGCUGUCCAAGGUUUUGGAUGUGUACGAGAAUCGCUUGAUACGAUCAAAAUACUUAGGCGGGGAUUGGUUCAGCCUAGCGGAUCUGCACCAUCUCCCCAACAUCCAUUGUCUCAUGGGUACCCAAAUCAAAACGUUGUUUCAGUCGCGCCCGAAUGUGAGUGCGUGGUGGGUUGAUAUCUCUUCCAGGCCAGCUUGGUUAAAGAUGGUUGAAUGGCUAAAAGAGACUUGAGCCGCUAGUAGUGGUCUCACUGGUCUCACGGUCUAGUAAAGUCCAAGGCUUUCCGCGAGGCUGACAUAGGCGACUGACUGUCAUAUAACAGUUGUCUAAUGUCUUUUACAACAGUUGCCUAUCUGCAAUUCUGUACUAGUGAUAUAUGCAAUGUUACAUACUUACAUUAUAUAUAUUCCACUUUCUUUAAUUUCUUGGGUUUUAAGUAGUGUCUGCCUAUUCUCUGGUGGGAAGGCAAAAGAUGAGGCCAUGUAAUAUAAUGUACUAUUCAAUAAAAUAUGCAAGCUAAUAAGAGUCCUCAA